CAAGAAGAGAGUUCUAUUUUUUCUUCGUUUGGUUCAAUGUAAACAAGAGUUAAGGGAUGAUUAUAAUAGACAGAACGGUACUGAACGGGGGACCUUGAAGUACAGUGCAAUUUAUUACACAUAUGGCAUUUUGCAUGAAAGACUCUCGUGGUUAGAGUCCCUCCACGUCCAAUAUUUUUGAGUGCCUAAUCAAUUCCAAACGAGCCUAUAUAGAGAAACUGAAACAGUGGAAAUAUGACUUGCCAAAUUUGCGGAAAGAACAACCCAAUCCACAGCUAGCAGGCGUACAGCUUGUAAAUAUAUAGUUAUGUUUUUAGCGUGCCUGGGCAAAGGAAGGAGGAUUGGCUAAGUCUUAUAAGGAGCCCAGAAUUCUCGUCCGUCACCGUUGUGGUAUAUUCUCUUCGAUUUUACUGCUCCAUCCGUUUCAAUAAUACUGGUUGGCCAAGCUUUGUGACAUACUAGUACUCCAAAAUGUCGGGAGUGAGGAAAGGUGCAUGGACUAAAGAAGAAGAUUCUUUACUGAGGAAAUGUGUUGAGACGUACGGGGAAGGAAAGUGGCAUAAAGUUCCCAUUAGAGCUGGUUUGAAUAGAUGCAGGAAGAGUUGCAGAUUAAGGUGGUUGAAUUAUCUAAGGCCAAAUAUCAAGAGAGGUGACUUCUCUUCUGAUGAAGUUGAUCUCAUUUUGAGGCUUCAUAAGCUUUUAGGAAACAGAUGGUCACUAAUCGCGGGUAGACUUCCGGGAAGAACAGCAAACGAUGUAAAAAACUACUGGAACACUCACUUUCAAAGGAAGUUAACUACUCGUCAUCGACAAGACAGAAAGUACAAUAACACCCUCAAGAUCACAGAAAACACCAUAGUAAGACCUCAACCUCGGACCUUCUCAAAUACAACGAAUGUCUGUUGGUGCAGCAACAAAAGUAUCACAAACAAUGAUGAAAGCACCAAGGAAAUACUAAAUAUUUGCGAGAAGCCAACAACGUCGAUAGACGAGGGAGUUCAAUGGUGGACAAGCUUACUGGAAAAUUGCAAUGAAAUUGAGGAAGCAAAAGCUGUUGGCAGUUUUAAUGAAGAAAAUAUGUUACCAAGUAUGUUGCAUGACAAAAUUUCACCGCCCAUGCAACAAGGACAAAGUGGUAAUUUGGAUGACUUUUCAGCUGAUAUUGACCUAUGGAAUCUACUUGAUUAGUUUCAUCAGUCACAAAUAAAAGACAUCUAAUUAAUGGUAUUGUAGUAGUACUUGUAAUAGUGAUACAUUCUAUUAUAAGCCGUUUAUACUUCGAAUCCCAACUACUAGGUACCUAGGGAUCUAGCACUAUUUUCAUGUUAGAGUUUAAAUUAUGAGUUUAAGUUACGUGAUAAAUUUUUACAUUAUCAGGUCACUUUUCAAUAUUAUAAUAAAUAAUAUGUCUUAUUUUUAUGAUUACAAAUCU
Molecule: messenger RNA, 1432 nt
Organism: Lycium ferocissimum
Lineage: Eukaryota; Viridiplantae; Streptophyta; Magnoliopsida; Solanales; Solanaceae
Product: transcription factor MYB1-like
Exons: 4
Coding region: 472-1188 (238 amino acids)
Source: RefSeq, a predicted model, not a curated record